AUUAAGUUGCGCUCUUCCAUUUCCUCCAGAUCUUCCCCCUUCCCUUCCCCUCCCCUCCACUCCUUUUCAUUAAAAUUUCACCCAUUCGCUAGCUUGAAGAAACUACACCUCCCAAGAUGCUGUGCAGAGUCAACCCUCUUUCCCACAGCUCCUUGCGUUGUGUCUGUUGGGUGGGAAACUCCGUGGCAAGCGAGGCGCCCAUGCAGCCCCACGCAUGUCUUGCGCCGCCUUCGCCCCUUUCCUGUCCCUGCUAUGGCGGCAGGGACUCCCUCUGCUGCUGCAGCCCCCAGGCCGCCUCUGUGGUUCGGAGGCCCGGCUGAUGGCUCCAUGUACUUUUUUCCGCCUCUCGCCGUCCAUACUGGGAGUACCCUGGUGCUAACACCAGCAGAUGGAACAAAUUCUGCCUGGAUUCUGUCUCUCCCAGCAGAGAGCAAGAACAAAGCGGCAAAUCCACAGGAACACAGUGCACAACCACAUGCCUUGUCUUCAAGUAUUCCCAACCGAAGUGGAAAUAAGGGGAUGCAGCAAGGAGGCUCCGCAAAAGACGAGCUGGCUUUUUGUAAAGGGGAGUUCAAGGACCCUAUGGAGGCCUUGUGCUGCAAAACGAAAUCCUACAAAUGCCCUGACUGUGGGAAAAAUUACCGCAGGAGCACAGAUCUCUUGAGACACCAGAGGACCCACACCGGAGAAAGGCCUUACCUGUGUCUGGACUGUGGAAAGAGCUUCAGUCGGAGUUCCAUUCUCCUUGAGCACCAGAGAAUCCAUACAGGUGAGAAGCCAUACAAAUGCAGCCAUUGUGGGCAAGGGUUUAGCCAGAGCUCCAAUCGUAAGCAGCAUGAGAGGACUCAUGGGAAGGGAAAAAUGAGCAACCCAGUUCAUUGGGGACCAAACUGGCAGAGGGCAGAGAUCCAGAGAUGUGGGCCUAAAAGCCUGAAGAGAACCGAGGAAGGUUUGGGACCUGAGCUAGGAUCUGGAGGAGGAUCUCAGUCUCCAGGGGAAAGUCCUUCUUGGAGCUCAAAGUUGGUUAUGAAGUACGAGAAAAGUCACCUGAUGGAGAAGCCCUACAGGUGCCCCGAGUGUGGGAAAUGCUUUGCACGCAGCACAGAUUUCAUCCGGCACCAUAUCACCCACACUGGAGAGAAGCCCUACACUUGUGUGAAAUGUGGCAAGAGUUUUACACGCAGCUCCGUCCUUAUUGAGCACCAGCGAAUCCACACGGGAGAGAGACCCUACAAGUGUAGGGUGUGUGGGAAGGGCUUCAGCCAGAACUCGAACCGUAAUCAACAUGAGACAAUUCACCAGACUAAGAAAUCCCAAUGCUUCCUGAGUGGCAAAGAAACUUUAAGCUGGGGUGUGGGACUCACUAGACAACAGAGAAUUAAUUUGGCUUGGGAGAAAGCCUGACAUGAGUCCAAGGGAUAUGGAUAUCCAAGGCAAAUUUGAAUCUACUGUGGGUUAGAUUCCAAAAUGGUAAGGGAAGUCCAAGGCUGCAAUCCUAACCCCACAUACCUGGGAGUAAGUAUUGAAUUAAAUGGAACUUACUUUUGAGUAGAUACAGUUAGGACUGCAGCCCUCAAAUGGUAUGGGGGAUUAAUUUUUGUGUGUGAAGGAAAGCUGAUGUUAUUUGGAAAUAAAAUAUUCUUGCUUCAGAAA
Molecule: messenger RNA, 1653 nt
Organism: Rhineura floridana
Lineage: Eukaryota; Metazoa; Chordata; Lepidosauria; Squamata; Rhineuridae
Gene: ZNF768
Product: zinc finger protein 768
Biological process (GO): regulation of DNA-templated transcription
Molecular function (GO): DNA-binding transcription factor activity, RNA polymerase II-specific; RNA polymerase II cis-regulatory region sequence-specific DNA binding
Source: RefSeq, a predicted model, not a curated record